Messenger RNA from Pomacea canaliculata, 2940 nucleotides. Its product is annotated as periodic tryptophan protein 2 homolog. Gene Ontology annotation, biological process: ribosomal small subunit assembly; maturation of SSU-rRNA from tricistronic rRNA transcript (SSU-rRNA, 5.8S rRNA, LSU-rRNA). NCBI's taxonomy places the organism in Eukaryota, Metazoa, Mollusca, Gastropoda, Architaenioglossa, Ampullariidae. The record is from RefSeq and is a predicted model, not a curated record. Gene Ontology annotation, cellular component: small-subunit processome; Pwp2p-containing subcomplex of 90S preribosome. Gene Ontology annotation, molecular function: protein binding.
CUAAGUCAUGUCGAAGGAGCGAGGGCUCACGUGGUCGGAGCACGAGUCGAGCGGACAGUGUAGAAAUUCGCUAUGAAGUUCGCAUACCGGUUUUCCAAUUUGCUUGGGGCUGUGUACCGAAGGGGCAACAUAGAAUUUUUGCCAGAUGGAGACAGACUUAUCAGCCCUGUUGGGAAUCGUGUUACAGUCUUUGAUCUGAAAAACAACCACUCAGAAACUCUUCCAAUUGAGGGAAAUUUCAGUUUCACCAGUGUUGCCAUCUCUCCUGAUGGCUGCUUGAUAAUUUUGGUGAAUGAAGAGGGAGAAGCUCUGUUGUGUAGCCUUGUAAGCAAGAGUGUGCUUGGAACUUACCACUUUCACAACAAAGUAAAUCAAGUGAAGUUCAGUCCUGAUGGAAGGUUUUUUGCAGUGACUAGGGACAAAGUGGUGCUUGUGUUUCACACUCCAGGAAAAUCCCGGGAGUUUAAUCCUUUUGUGCUAUAUCGCACUUUCUAUGGUGCAUUUGAUGAUACCACAUGUAUUGAUUGGUCCUCGGACUCGAAGCUCCUUGUGGUGGGAUCUAAAUGCAUGUUAACACAUGUGUUUGCCAUCAAAUCCUACAAAAACUUGCUUGCAUAUUCCAUGGGUGGACAUAUUGAUGCCAUUGUGGGAGCAUUCUUUGAGCACAACUCUAUGGAUGUUUACUCUGCCAGCAGACGAGGCCAUCUUUGUGUAUGGAAGUGCAACAUAAACACUGGCGACCUUGUUCCAAAACCAGGCAAUCAGGAAAAUGUGUUACUAGCUGUGAAUGAAGAGGAUAAGGCAGACGUUAAUCUGGACAGUGAUGAUUCUUUAGUCAAAGUCAGCUACAAGAAGUUGGCAAGACAUGUCUUCAAGAGUUCUAAAAGUGAUGGGGAGUCAGCAGCACCAGAGUUGACUUCCUGUGUGUACCACAAGCCCACCCACAUCUUAUUCAGUGGCUUUGACAAUGGUGCUUUCCUGCUUCACGAGAUGCCAGACUUUAAUUUGAUACAUUCACUGAGAAUCUCUGAUCAGAGUAUUGCAUCAAUAGCAGUUAACAAGACUGGAGACUGGGUGGCACUAGGCUGUCGUGGAAUGGGACAGCUGUUGGUGUGGGAAUGGCAGAGUGAGUCAUACAUUCUUAAGCAGCAGAGCCACCACAACAACAUGAGCUGUGUUGCCUACUCAUCUGAUGGACACAAUCUUGCAACUGGUGGUGAUGAUGGAAAGGUUAAAGUAUGGAACACAUCAACCAGCUUUUGCUUUGUAACUUUCAAUGAGCAUUCAGGAGGGAUCACGUGUGACCUUACACAGACAGGUCAAGUUGUUAUUUCAGCAUCACUAGAUGGCACAGUCAGAGCCUUUGAUUUACACAGGUAUCGAAACUUCAAGACUUUUACAUCUCCACGCCCUGUUCAGUUUUCAUGUCUGGCUGUGGACAGCAGUGGAGACAUUGUUUGUGCUGGCGGCCAGGAUGUUUUUGAAAUCUUUGUAUGGUCUAUGCAGACAGGCAAGCUCCUGGAGGUGCUGGCCGAUCACCAGGGUCCUGUAAUGCUGGCCUUUAGUAACAGUAGUGCCAUGCUGGCAAGUGGCUCUUGGGACAGCUGUCAAGCUCUGGACAUCUUUCAGAAAAGUGGUGCCAAGGAGACCUUAACACAGCUGUCAGAUGUAUUGGCAUUAACAUUUCGUCCCGAUGGACAGGAGCUGGCAGUGGCUACAUUAAAUGCCCAGAUUGUUUUCUGGAAUCCGUUUACAUCAGUACAGACUGGAAGUAUUGAAGGUCGCCAUGACCUUGGCUAUGGCCGAAGAGACACUGAUCUUGUGACUGGCAAGACACUAGCUGCUGGCAAAGCUUUCACAACCUUGUGCUACAGUGCUGAUGGGAAUUGUGUUCUUGCUGCUGGCCGCUCCAAGAAUGUCUGUAUUUAUUCUGUUCCAGACCAACUUCUGCUGAAGAAGUUUGAGAUCUCUUGCAAUCAUUCUUUUGAUGGAAUGGAGGAGUUUCUAGACAAACGCAAGAUGACAGAUUGGGGUAGCCUGGCACUAGUGGAUGAAGGGCAGGGUGACUACAAGGGGAAGUCGCUAGCUCUACCAGGUGUGCGGGCAGGAGAUCUGUCCUCAAGAUCUUGGCGACCAGAGGUGCAAGUAGCCUCCGUGCAGUUCUCUCCCACAGGUUGUGAGUGGGCAGCAGCCAGUACAGAAGGACUCUUGAUCUACUCGCUUGAUCAGAGCUUAGUCUUUGAUCCAUUUGAGCUAGAAAUGGACAUUACACCUGCAGCCAUCCAGACCACCUUGGCAACAGGUGACCAUACCCAGGCAUUGCUCCUGGCCUUGCGACUGAAUGAAGAGGAACAUAUACAAGAGGUGUUGGAGUCCAUCCCCACCACUUGUGUUGAUUCCAUUAGUGAAGGCCUGCCAGCAAAAUAUGUUGAUCGACUUUUGACAUAUGUUGGAGGGCAUCUAGAAUCUACACGUCAUCUAGAGUUUUAUCUGUUUUGGACACGUGCAUUACUCACCUACCAUGGUCGCUUCCUUAAACAGCGCUCGCAGAAACUCAUGGCAGUGCUCCGCAAUUUGCAGAAAAACUUAACGAACAAACAGGAAGAAAUUUGCAAACUGUUUGACCAUAACAAAUACACAAUGGAGUACCUUCUGGCCCAGUCACGGCUCAAGCGUAAGAUGCGAGUAGAAGAAGAGAUGGAGACAACAGAUGAUACAGAAGACAGUGAUAGUGGAGGAAAAAGUGGUGAUGAUGAUGAUGAUGAUAAUGAUGAACAAUUCCUAAACUUGGAGGAAAGUGACAUGAAAAUUGACAGUGUGAGUGGAUAUCAUACAGAUGAUUCCUGAUUGGUGUUUGUGUGCAUGCAGGUUUGUGUAUGAGAGAGAAUUGCUGUUAUUUGUAAAUUCCCAGUGAAUAAAGUACAGAUGGUUUCUAGCUGA